Molecule: messenger RNA, 1489 nt
Organism: Nicotiana attenuata
Lineage: Eukaryota; Viridiplantae; Streptophyta; Magnoliopsida; Solanales; Solanaceae
Product: protein SLOW GREEN 1, chloroplastic-like
Exons: 1
Coding region: 128-1180 (350 amino acids)
Cellular component (GO): chloroplast thylakoid membrane
Molecular function (GO): protein binding
Source: RefSeq, a predicted model, not a curated record
CUCCUCUACGCUCAAAAGUCUUACCUCCUCCAAUCUCAACUCUCUCUCUCUCUCUCUAGACUGUAAAAUCCACCAUUAUCGUUAGGGUUUAAGACCUCAUUCUUACACUCUCUUCUUCAUAAACAACAUGACAACCUUAAACCCUGUCUGUUCCAAAACAAACCAAAUUCACAAACAAUUCCUACAUUAUCAACGUCCAAUUUAUGCUAAACCCAUUUCUUGUCUCUCUUUUAGAACACCACCCCCACCAUUUUCCACCUCUUUCUUCUCCAUUAAAGCCUCCUCUUCUCAAAACCCUAAACCCAUUAUCCCUCAAAACCCUAAUGAAAAAUCUCAAAACCCGUUCUCAUUCCUCAAGCCGACACUCGUUGCUACAGUUACUACCACUGCCCUUAUCUUUUCAAGAUUCUAUUUUUUCCCGAAACCUUCAAUUUCUGCUCAGAAUUUUGCUCCUCCUUCUGCUGCUGUGGAAACUGAUGUGGGAGAAGCAGUUUCAGAUGAGGAAAGAGAAAGGGCAAUUGAGGAACACUUGGUUUCGAACCCGGAUGACGUGGAAGCAUUAAGGAAUUUGAUGGAAAUUAAGAUAAAGAACAAGAAAAUGCUUGAUGCUAUUAGCAUUAUUGAUAAGUUGAUUGAGGUGGAACCGAAUGAGUCCGAAUGGCCAUUGAUGAAAUCCCAUUUGUAUGUUAACAUUGGUGAGGUUGAAUUGGCCAAAGUUGGGUUCAAUGAGAUAUUACAAAAAGACCCUUUUCGUGUCGAGGCGUAUCAUGGGCUGGUUAUGGCUGCUUCGCAAGAUGAAUCGAUUGAAGAUUUGAAGGGGAUUGAGAAAAAGAUUGAGGAGGGGAUGAAGUUGUGUAAGAAGGAGAAUAAAAAGAGUGACUUGAGGGAUUUUAAGCUAUUGCUUGCACAAAUCCGAGUGAUCGAAGGGAAAUAUGAAGAUGCAUUGAAGGUAUACGGGGAGUUAGUUAAAGAGGAGCCUAGGGAUUUCAGGCCUUAUUUGUGUCAAGGGAUAAUAUACACAUUGUUGAGGAAAAGCAGCGAGGCUGAAAAGUGUUUCGAGAAGUAUAGAAGACUUGUACCACAAGGGCAUCCCUAUGCUAGGUAUUUCGAUGAGAAUAUGAUCGCAACAAAGGUUUUCGCACAGAAGGUGGAGAAUGAGAGAGCUGGGUCGAAAAGUUGAAUCGAAUAAGGGUUUGGUUCAGUUGAAGUUCAAGACUGGAUGAUAGAGGUAUGGUGGAAAAUGGUUUGCUUUAUAUGUUAUUAGCUUGAUAAUGGUUUUAGCUUACUAGAUGUUUCGAUUUAGUUUGUGUGCUUUGCAUAGAUUGGUUGUUCUAUCAGUUAUGGAUUAGCUAUUAGGGUCAGAAAAGGAAAAUUUUUGUAAGUGAGGAGAAUGGUGCUCAGGCUCGUUGAUUAUCAGCAGGUUCUUGAAUGAUGUAAUAUCAUAGUUCAUUUAAUCAAGAAUGAAAGGGUGAAUUAUGCUUUGUGAUUU